CGAGAUCAGCAAGUUUUAUAAGGAGUAAACGAAACUUUUGAUAGGAAACAAAAACGAAACCCAGUUUACAGCUAGACGUGCAUGAUGUGCUCUUCAUAUAGAGCUGCGCGGGGCAUUUCUCCUGGACCAUCAACAACGACCUCAAAGACUUGGGCUGCAUUUUUCUCCUCAGAACUACUGAUACAUUGUAUAAUUGUCACUGCUAUUGCAGUAGGGAUUCAGAUCUUCAAGCAACAAAAACAGGAUUUGGAUGAUAUAGUGCAUCAUCCAGACGAUCCACUCCGGAUUCUUUUGGUUGGAAAAACAGGGGUGGGAAAAAGUGCAACAGGCAACACAAUCCUGGGACAAAAGGUUUUUAAAUCAGAGAUAUCUUCCUCCUCUGUGACUGGACAAUGUGAAAAAUUUCAUGCAAUUAUAAAUGGCAGAAAAGUGUCCGUCAUUGACUCUCCAGGUCUGUUUGACACCAGCCUAACUAAAGAUGACGUGAUCAACAGAAUUAAACGCUGUAUUCCUCUCUCUGCUCCUGGUCCACAUGUCUUCUUAGUUGUGAUUCAGCUGGGCAGAUUUACAGAUGAAGAGGCAGAAGCUGUUAGAAUCAUUCAAGCUGUUUUUGGUGAGGAAUCUUCCAUGUACACCAUGGCACUUUUCACUCAUGGAGAUCGACUGGAGGGCAAAAACAUUCACACAUUUGUGCGGGACAACCCAAAUCUGCUCAGUUUCAUCAAAACAUGCAAUGGACGAUACCACGUGUUCAACAAUAAAGAACAAAAUCCUGAAAAGGUCAUUCAGUUGUUCGACCAGAUUGAUAAAAUGGUCACUGGGAAUGGUGGGCAACACUACACCAGUGAGAUGCUUGAAAGGGUAGAAAGAGCAAUUGAGAAAGAGAAACAACGUAUCCUGCAGGAGACAGCAGAGCAGAGACGGAGGGAGAUAGAAGCUCUGAGGGCUCAACUUGAGGAUGAAGCCUAUGAAAAAGCAUUAAAAAAGUUAAACGAGAAAUAUGACCAGGUGGCAAGAUACCAAGCUGAGAUUGACCUUCCAUUCUUAAUCCAAGUGGUCAGUUCUUUGAUUAAAGCAUUAGGCAAAUUCUUAUUGUGACCUACGUGAAAACUGACCAUGUGGCUAGGGAAAGAGGGUACUGAAAAAUCUCAUGAUUUAUAGAUGAUAUUUUUGAAAUUUACUUUACAAAGAGUUAUUAAUUAAUAGUAACAAAGCACAUUUACACUGCACAUUCUGGUGAAUGGGAAAUCUGAAAGUUCAAUCAUUUGAAGGUAUGGGUAUAUGAAGGUUGUAAGUAAAAUGACUGAGAAAUGUGUCUCUGAAUUGCAAACUCCUAUAAAUGAAGGAUUGCUUUCAUUUAUGUGUUCUAUAUAAGUUGUUCUUGAGAUGUUUUGUGUGUAUACAAAGUGAGAUCCUUUAACCACUACAUACCUUGUGAUCUUAUGUACUUGUUUUGGUUUACUGUAUAAGC
Sinocyclocheilus grahami is the source of this 1471-nucleotide messenger RNA. RefSeq names its product GTPase IMAP family member 4-like. Gene Ontology annotation, molecular function: GTP binding. Bases 82 to 1098 code for a protein of 338 amino acids. NCBI's taxonomy places the organism in Eukaryota, Metazoa, Chordata, Actinopteri, Cypriniformes, Cyprinidae. The transcript has 4 exons. The record is from RefSeq and is a predicted model, not a curated record.